AUGGAUGAUUUGGUAGAUCAGCUCACAGAGACGUUUCACGUCGACCCGAAUGCACUAGGUAAGAAAACUCAUCAGGAAUUUUGAAUAUUUCAAAUUUAGGGAGAGCAUCCGAGGUUCAGCAAGUUCAAAAAUGAAGGGAAGGCGGCUGAGCAACAAGCGAAGAGACGAGAAGAGGCGCUGGUGAGACAGAGGGACAGCAGAACCGACCGUUUCAACCGACUUCGGAAACUGGCCCUCGAUGAGGAAUACGAAGACGAUGAAGAAGAAGUCGAGAAGCAGCAGGCUCUCGACUUGAGGAAAAGACGACCUCAUAUUUUCCGGUUGCGUUUUUCAACUUUUUUAUUUGAUGAAGUAAAAGAUUUAAUGAACUAGUUUCAGCUAUACACUUUCUCUCCAUUAUUUGGGUUCAGCUUCAAUUCUUUCUUGUCGCUAUUGUGCAUUUGUAAAGAAAACGUUUCAUUCUCGAGAAAUCCACAAUCCACACUGGAAUCCACAAUCUUUCCAACAAUCCUGUGGUUUGAAUCAAAAAAAAAAACAACCAAUAAGCGAAAUGAGAGUUUUCAUUGUUAUUCAAGGCGAUUCGCGAUUCUCGCGCCUCCAAACUUUUUCAGGGAUGCUUUACGAGGACCCUAUCUUCUUUUUCAGGUACGCUGACCAACUGAUGCUGAGCGAGUGGCUGAUAGACAUUCCGGAAAUGUUGUCGGCCGAGUGGACGAUGAUCCCAGCGCCAGUCGGCAAAAGAGUCCUCGUCGUGGCUUCCAGAGUUCGUCCUCUCAUUAUCUACAGUUUCCUGCGAAAAAUCUGGCUCUUUUUGUGCUUAAAUUAGAUAAUAUCGUAGUGAUAGCUCUUCUAGACUCAUCCAUAAGACACUUUCCGAAUCUUUAAAGAAAAAAGAACUGCCUAGAGUCGUGCUGUCAAAGACGUGUAGGAUUCGAAUGGUUCAGGGGACAACUACCGCCUACAACAAGGCUGGCCGAAUGGUCACCCAGUUCCAGUCGCGCCUCCCAGGUGGAUCUUCGGCUACCAGUGGUGAGGCUCUUUUAGUUACACAUUCAUAUGGUCCACCGAAAUCGAGGUUUGAGAUGAUUCUAUGAAAGUUCACUUGCUUGAUUGUUUUCGGGUUUGAACAUUACGGUAAGAAAAAAAAAGAAUUUCCAAAACGAAGAAAAAGCAAUACUAAGAUCUUUGUCUUUUAUGUUAACCUUCCGAUUUUAUUUUUGUAUUAUUUGAAUCCCUGUUUUUCUAUAGUUACGCAGUUUUAUUCGAAUCAGUUGAGAGAGGCUUUAUAAGAUUAAUUUUAUACAUAUGUAUAACCUCAUUUUUAACGGCCAAUCGGUUUUUUUGGUUUUAGUCUCUGUCUUUGCAGCUUCCUACACUAUAGUGGACGCGAUAAUGUCGGACAAAACGAUAUAUUGUCUGGAUUUGCUGUGUUGGAACCAGAUGAACGUGGCCGAUAAUCCUGUAGACUUACGGCAUUUUCUGCUUGACUCAAAACUCGAAGAAAUGCCGGAGCUCGCAGUUUCAUCCAAGAAGAACAAGUUUUCAUUAGUGCUUCGCCUUUUCUGAUGACAAAGUUUAGGUUUUCGAUUCGAAAGCUGCCUCACUGUAAGUGCACGCCGGAGGCCAUGACCGAAAUGAUGAGCUCCGAUUUUGAGUGCGUUCAACGACUUUCUUUUUUUUUCCGAAUAUGACAUAUAAAUUAUCUUCCUUCUUUCUCUUCCACUUCUGUUACUUUUAAGCUUUGACCUAUUGGAUGGCCUUCUGUUUUACUACACUGAAGCGCAGUACGAAGCCGGGCAAAGUGCUCUCGUGGGGUGGCUCAAGCCUUGGAUGUUGCCUGAAGUCCUCAACGUCCCGGUUUCAGAAAGGUAACUCCUCUAUUUUUUGAUGAGAUACGAACAACGCCUGGUUUUCUGUAUCGCCGGGUUUAUUUUGUCUUUUUUCAAGUUUGAAUAGUCAUCUGCUUUUUCACAUUUGCAUCUGCCAUAUUUUACUUGAAAAAAAAAAUGACGAUUAAGAUUUUUCUCUCUUUCAAUGUUUAAAUUCAUUGGAGUUUUUUUCAUAAUCGAAAAUGGGGCAUUUUCAAGGUUUCUGGCCGGAAAAGAAGACAGGACGACUCAACAGUUUAUUGAAAGCUAUAACUCAACGCAUGGACACCAGAGCAAAAUUGAAAAAGGAAUGGAAUGCGAGUGA
Messenger RNA from Caenorhabditis auriculariae, 2193 nucleotides. Lineage: Eukaryota; Metazoa; Nematoda; Chromadorea; Rhabditida; Rhabditidae. The record is from the annotation of a GenBank genome assembly.